Messenger RNA from Gordionus sp. m RMFG-2023, 1933 nucleotides. RefSeq lists its product as uncharacterized. The coding region runs from base 50 to 1843 and encodes 597 amino acids. The transcript has 8 exons. The record is from RefSeq and is a predicted model, not a curated record. Gene Ontology annotation, molecular function: protein binding. NCBI's taxonomy places the organism in Eukaryota, Metazoa, Nematomorpha, Gordioida, Chordodea, Parachordodidae.
UUCGCCCACAACAAAAAGGAAUGCUUUCUUUGUCCAAACACAUUCAACCAUGAAAACGUUAUGUCAUCACAAUAUAGCCCCGGUUCUAUCUAUGCUCAUGGGAUGUUUUGCUCUGCCUACCCAAAUCGGUUGGGAAUUUCCUCCGGAACUCACUUUGUCACUGGAACCCUGGGGUAUCAGGAGUUCGGAAAUUAGAAGCGCUUGCAGUAACAUCGUUAUGAGAGAUGGUUCCAGGAUAUUAUCGCACGAUUUUUAUUAUCAGUAUUACCUCAAAAAUAUUACUUGCCUUACGAUCAUCAAAGCGCCAGAAGGAAUGAAAAUUGCUUUGAUAUUCGACUACAAAUUCGAUGUGGAAGGCCCUACUCCAAUUCUGAAAGACGCAAAAUGCUUAGAUGCUAUCAGGGUUUACAAUAGCGCCAAUAUUUCAAAUUCUACCCUAUUAACUCCAGCUGGCUUAUGCGGCUAUACUAAACCUCAAGAUUUAAAAUCUUCGAGCAAUAUAUUAUUACUGAAAUGGGAAACUAAGGGAGUGGGAACCUUCGAAGGUUUCAUGAUUUCCGUCGUAUUUUUCCACGAACGAAAGUGUUGGCCAAUUAAAAACGAAUUUGUGUGCCGGAAUGGCAGAUGCAUAUCGAAUAGGCACAAAUGUAACGGCAUAAAUUCGUGCGGUACUAACGAUACGAGCGACGAGGAAGACGGAUCAUGCUCUAGCCUAACUCGACUUCAAAAGAUUCAAAGAUGGGAAACGCAGGAUAGUAAUCGGAGGAUAGAUGAACUCCUUCAGGGUCACAUGGGAUUAAUACUAGGCGGGUUCUUGGUUUUUUUGCUCUUGCUAGCGCUGAUCUUUAUAGGUUGCUUGUGCAUGUGUUACAUCAUGAUUUGCGGUCUCAUCAGAAAUAGGGAACCCGAAUAUAGCCUAUAUACCUUCAAACGAGACUCCGCCAAAUAUGACAAAAAAGAAUCUAUUCAAAGUUCGGAUUCUCAAACAGGAAUGGUCCAAGAUACAACAAGUGCACCUAAGCACAUAGGAAAAUGUUCUUUCCUCGACAAUAAAAUACACAUUUCACCCACACGGAGAGUAACUGAUCCAUGUGGACAUAGGCAAUCCUACAAGGUAUCCAUCCAAGCCCCGAGAAGGUAUACGGCACCGGCUAAUAUCAGCUUGAUUAAGAACGAUGAUAAAAGAGUCUUGCAGUUACCACCUCCCUUACCCGAAGAACAUAAGCUAGUGGAUAAAAAGGCCCUCACAAAGGGUAUGGAUGUUGAUAGCGAUAUAUUUUUGGCUCAAAGUAAGCUUACCAGCAACGAAUCUCCCAAGCUUACCAACAUCGAAUCUCCCAAGGUUUCAGAUAUCGAAUCUCAUAAAGGAGAAGGAAUACUCUCUACCACCCCUCCUACCUCAAUAACUCCCCCAUCGUCUCCAAUUAAUAUGUUGGCGAGGAUAGGUAGCAACAAAAAAAUUUUAGGGCCCGAUCUCAAGAAAUCCGACCACCUUAAAACUCAAAACAUUGAGCAGGUCAUCAAGGAUCUGGAUAAGAUUGUAAACGAUUCAGGUAAAGUUGAGAAAGACCCAAAGAAUCAAGAUAACAUGUUUAAAAAAGAUUUGCCCCCAGUUGAGAAAGACCCAAAAUAUCUGGAUAAUACGAGUAAAAAUGAUUCAGCGAAAAUUGGGAAGGACUUUCCAAAAUUUGCCAGCGGAACUCAGGAUCCUAAGGAAGAAAAGCAGCAUUUAAAAGAUUUGUUGGCACUGAGUCCCAAACAUAAAAGAAAAUUUUCCCUACCGGCUAUGCCAGCUUCUAGAGAUAAGAAGAAAGGAAAAUCACCCCCUAGGCCUUCUCUGUAAUAUUUAUCAUAAAUUUCGUGUACAAUUUAUUUUGUUUUUUUAGUAUUAAAUUUUAUAUAAUGUUUUGGGUUAAUAACAAUUAUAAAACAA